This is a messenger RNA of Fusarium falciforme, 528 nucleotides long. RefSeq names its product MFS domain-containing protein. Bases 1 to 528 code for a protein of 175 amino acids. The transcript has a single exon. The record is from RefSeq and is a predicted model, not a curated record. NCBI's taxonomy places the organism in Eukaryota, Fungi, Ascomycota, Sordariomycetes, Hypocreales, Nectriaceae. Gene Ontology annotation, cellular component: membrane. Gene Ontology annotation, biological process: carbohydrate transport; transmembrane transport. Gene Ontology annotation, molecular function: carbohydrate:proton symporter activity.
AUGGUGUUUCUGUGGAAUAGCUUCUACGACAUUGGACCCGCCAACAUGGGCUAUGCAAUCACCUCUGAAGUAUCCUCAGGCCGAAUGAGAGUCAAGAACAAUGCAUUUGUUCAUGUUGGAAGUCAUUUGACGGGAUUCGCCUUGUCUUAUGCCGUUCCAUACAUGUACAACCCUGAUGCAGGAAACCUGGGCCUUCGAAUGGGUUUGAUCUGGGGAAGUUUCUCUGUCAUUUUUGUUAUCUGGAGCUUUGUCUUUAUUCCGGAUGUCACUGGUCUUAGCUUCUAUCAGAUCGAUCAGUUGUUCGAGAGCCGUGGCCCUGUCCGCAAGUUUCACCAGGCAAAGUUUGACGACAACGGCCUUCUCAUUCGAUCAUUCUCCACCAGGACCUCUGGGGGGCUAGCUAAAGCGAGAGUUUACCGUUGGGGUGCCAUAGUAAACCAGGGAGGACGUGUUGAGGGGGCGAAGGCAGAGCAAGGAACUGUGAUCAAGCUGUGCAGGGGUAUGAUUCAGUAUUGGGGUUCCCAUUAG